CGACGCCGCUCUCUCCCGUCGCCAACUCUCAGUACGCUCCCCGACCCCAAGUACCGACACAAUGGCCGAAAAGACGCAAAGCAGGUCCGUCGACCAUGCCGAAUAUGGGACCUACAGACCCGACAUCCCCCUCAUCGAGGCCGCCGCGGCCAUGAGCGAGGAGGAGAACAAGCUUCCUCGCAAAGAACUCUUUAAGCGCUACUGGCCGGCUGCCACAUACAGCAUGCUCCUCAGUCUGGCUCUCGUCAUGGAGGGCAUGGAUGUUGGCCUCAUCAACAACUUCUUCGCUCAACCUUCCUACCGAAGGAAGUUUGGUACGGAAGUCUCCCCAGGCGUAUACCGCGUCUCGGCAUCGUGGCAGGCCGCCAUCGGCAACGGCAACAACUUGGGCAGCAUCAUCGGUCUCUUGCUCAACGGAUGGCUACAGUCCCGUUUUGGCUCUCGCAAGGUGUAUAUGGGAGCCAUGGCCGCCAUGGGCGCCACAAUUUUCACACUGUUCUUCGCCGUCAACGUCCAGAUGCUUUUUGCUGCCAACAUCCUGUGUGGUAUCCCCUGGGGUAUCUUCCAGACCCUCACCACCGCCUACGCCGCCGAGAUUUGCCCCGCUGCCAUGCGUGGAUACCUCACCGCCUGGGUAUCUAUGUGCUGGGGUGCCGGCUCAUUCCUGGCCACUGUCAUUCUUCGUGCCUCCCUUAGCCUUAAGGGUGACCUCGGCUGGAAGAUCCCAUACGCAAUGCAGUGGGUUUGGAUCGUUCCCCUGUUCAUCGUUGGCUUUGUUGCCCCCGAGAGCCCUUGGUACCUCGUCCGCUUGGGUCGCAUUGACGAUGCCGAGAAGUCUCUCCGCCGCCUGGCGCGCAAGAACCACUACACCGACCAGUCCAUGGCCGAGACUUUGGCUUUGAUGAAGCACACCAACGAAAUGGAGAAGAUUGAGGCUGCGGGCGCUACAUACAAGGAUUGUUUCCACGGAACCAACCUGCGCCGAACCGGUAUCGUCUGCAUGGCCUGGAUCAUUCAGAUUCUCAACGGUCAAUCUAUCUGCUCUUACGCUGCCAUCUUUCUUCAAACAGCCGGCAUGAGUGUUGACCAGUCCUUCAACUUCAACAUGGGCAUCCAAUCCGUCAACAUCUUCAGCACGGCGAUCGCCAUUGUCUUGAUGGGAACCAUCGGACGCCGCAUCUUCUUUUUCUUCGGAUCUUCCUUCAUCGGAUUUCUCAUGUUAAUCAUCGGUAUUCUUGGGUCGGUACCCGCUGCGAAAAGCAGCGUCGCCCUCGGUGUAGGCGUCAUCAUGAUCCUCACCAACAUGACCUUCAAGGUGUCGCUGGGUCCGACGACCUACACUAUUGUGGGAGAGACUUCUUCCAGUCGUGUCCGUGCUCAGACCAUCGUCCUCGGUCGUGCCGUCUACGUCGUGGGUCAGAUCGUCAUCCAGCAGCUCAACCCGCGCAUGCUGAACGAAGCGUCCGCUGGAGGCUGGGGCUGGGGCGCCAAGUCUGGUUUCUUGUACUUCGGACUGUGCUGUGUCUGGGCCGUCUGGAUCUUCUUCUGCCUGCCCGAGACCAAGAACCGCACCUUUGCUGAGCUGGACUACUUGUUCCAGAAGAGGGUUCCUGCCCGUCAGUUCAGCACUCACCCCGUUGACCUUUUCGAACUCACCGGAGGCGAAGGCACCAAGAAGCUUGACGACGAGCACCUGGAGAAGAAUGUCAGCGAGAUCCGAGAGGAAAGGCACGCUUGAAAGUGUUGGCUCGGAUGGAAAUGAGGUGCUGGUGGUAUUGAGAAAAGAACAAUACAACCGAUAUUUUACAUGCAGCCUAAGUUGAAGACAGCUGCUUCAAGAUGAAAUAAGUGUUUUACUAGAUUUAAUGCUCCUUGAACGAUGUGAUACCU
This is a messenger RNA of Colletotrichum destructivum, 1890 nucleotides long. RefSeq names its product Putative major facilitator, sugar transporter, major facilitator superfamily. Gene Ontology annotation, cellular component: membrane. NCBI's taxonomy places the organism in Eukaryota, Fungi, Ascomycota, Sordariomycetes, Glomerellales, Glomerellaceae. Gene Ontology annotation, biological process: carbohydrate transport; transmembrane transport. The record is from RefSeq and is a predicted model, not a curated record. The transcript has 2 exons. Gene Ontology annotation, molecular function: carbohydrate:proton symporter activity. Bases 62 to 1738 code for a protein of 558 amino acids.